CGGGCCAGCCCCGAUAGGACGAGACAUGCGUUACUUGGCCCUGUUCGUCGCCCUGAUGGGCCUUGCUGGCUUCGCCAGCGCCCAGGGCAGUGAGAGAAUCCCGACCAUCUACCGCAACCAGUACGAGUACCGCGCGGAUGUGUCGUGCCCGGUCGAGUACGUCGAAGACCUGUCCGCCACGCCGCGUCCCGGCUACCGCGUCUGCACCAAGGGAAACAUCGCUAAUUGCCCGCAAGGUUCCGUUUGGUACGCCAACAUCCCAGGAAGGUGCCAGAAGUGCGUGUGUGACACGGCGCAGGGCUCGCUCUAUGUGGCACACUGCAACAAGGUGGACUGCGACACGCUGCCCGAACGCUCCCCCAUCCCGGGUACCGGCAUCUUGAAGGAACGCCGCCUUCGACAGAACUGCGGCCGGAGGAAAACGAAGGUCUGCUUAAAUGAGUCGUGCAAGUACCUGGCCCGAGACCGCCGCUGCGUGUACUGCGACUGUGAGAACAAAAUCACGCUCACCCCUGCCUAACUGAGUCGGACUCGGCCACGAAGCGCAACGCGGCGGCGCCCGCGGCCAGCGCAGAUGGCCGCAGCUCCGGCAGCGACAACGUGCGAUGACCCGCCGGGGGCCAGCUCAAUGGCCCCCGGCCAUUGAAAUAAAUGUUCGUGUCGGAUAAAA
Pollicipes pollicipes is the source of this 670-nucleotide messenger RNA. RefSeq lists its product as uncharacterized. The record is from RefSeq and is a predicted model, not a curated record. The transcript has 4 exons. NCBI's taxonomy places the organism in Eukaryota, Metazoa, Arthropoda, Thecostraca, Pollicipedomorpha, Pollicipedidae. The coding region runs from base 26 to 520 and encodes 164 amino acids.